Molecule: messenger RNA, 1154 nt
Organism: Tachyglossus aculeatus (Australian echidna)
Lineage: Eukaryota; Metazoa; Chordata; Mammalia; Monotremata; Tachyglossidae
Gene: ICOSLG
Product: inducible T cell costimulator ligand
Exons: 6
Coding region: 76-1038 (320 amino acids)
Source: RefSeq, a predicted model, not a curated record
CGGCUGCAGCAGCUGCAUCGGUGACAACAGCAGGAACCGGGCAGGUGCGCGCCGCUCGCUCCCGCCGCCAGCACCAUGGGGCCGAAAAGUACCAGACUUCUGUUGGUGCUUCUUUGUGGUAUCAGAGAUGUGAUUAGUGAAAAAAAGGAAGUCGUCGGCAUAAUAGGAAGCAGUGUUGAACUAAGCUGCAUUAAUCCUUCCCCGGAGCGCUUUGAUUUGAAAACCCUAUGGGUUUACUGGCAAACGGCAAGUCCAAGCACUGUACUAAGAAUGUAUUCUCCUGGUGAGAAUUCCAGCACUUUUGAGGAUCCUGGAUAUAAAAACAGGACACGGCUAAAUAUAGAAAAUAUGAAAACGGGGGAUUUUUCUCUUGUUUUGUCAAACAUCAGUCUGCAAGAUGAACAGGAAUUUGACUGCAUAGCGGGAAAGAAAGAGAAAGUAUUCAAGAAAUUUUUCAGCACCGAAGUCAGGCUCCUAGUGGCAGCUAAUUCCAGCGGACCAGUAAUCAGCGGGCCUAGUGACCCAAUUGUCGGAAAAGAAGUAAUCUUCGUUUGCAAUGCUAGUGAUGUUUAUCCAAAGCCAUCUGUCUACUGGAUAAAUGGGCACGACGGCCUCCUCGAUCCAGCCGCCCAAAAUCAUAACAUCUCCAAGAACGAGAGAGGCCUGUACGAUGUCUUCAGCACAGUGAAGAUCACAUGGACUUCUAACACGAGAAUAGGAUGCUCUGUAGAAAACCCGCUACUAAAGCAAAACCUAACAGCUUUCAUAAAAUCAGAAGAUCCAACCAAGCUGCCAUCCAUCGCCUAUACAAAUCCCACCAACUCACCUGCGCUGCCAGUAACAAGAAGUGCUACUACUCUUGGGGUCUUGGGCAUUUUGGCUGUGAUGGCGGGUGUUGCGACUGGCAUCUGGCUGUGUAGAAACAAAUAUCACCAUCCAUUUUAUUCAGGUGGUCAGCGAAAAGGAGAUGGGACAGAGCAUGUGCAUUAUGCUGGUAAGGAACAAAAAAGCAAAUUGAUUAGAAUUCUAGGCCCUUGAGGGAAUAAAAAAAUAGAAUUUUGAAAUUUUGACGAGGACUAUGGGUGUCUUGGCCCUCAUUAGCUCCCUUGAAAAAAUAGGUUGACACUUAAGAUAUCUUUUCCGCCAAUCUAGAA